AUGUGGAGAAGCACGGAUACCAAUAGGAGAGGUGAGAGGCUGUUGGAAUUUCUAGUGUCUACCGACCUGAAAAUUCUCAACAGAGGCGAGGAACCGACUUUUGUCACGGCAGUGAAAAAGGAGAUUCUAGAUCUAACCGUCUGUUCCAGACAGUUAGUACAGGAGGUGACCGGCUGGAGAGUUUCUGAGGAGCCCUCAUUGUCGGACCACAGACAGAUCACCUUCAGGCUUGCCAAGGCUCAGACGAAGGUGAUGACCGUAAGGAAUCCAAGGAAGACGAACUGGGACUCAUUUCGUGAAGACCUGGCCGUCGGUCUUAGGGAAUUUCCCAAAAGACAUGAAACCCCGCAAGAGAUCAAGCUGUGCGUCGAACACCUGCAAAGAGCUCUCGUUGGCAGCUUUGAAAAUAGCUGUCCAAAAAGGACGGAUUUCAGAGGCGCGGCACGCCGGGCCUGGAACAGUGCCAGAAACACGGUCCGCCAGACUGACUGGGACCUUCAUCGGAGAACCCAGAAAGCCUAUAGAGAUUCUGAAAUAAGGGCUAAAAGGGAGAGCUGGAGAAGAUUUUGCGAGUCGGUGGAGGGAAUACCCGAAACCGCAAGGCUCGGUAGGAUCUUGGCCAAGAAUCAAGAUGCUCCUCUAGAGGCUAUUUGA
This is a messenger RNA of Monomorium pharaonis (pharaoh ant), 654 nucleotides long. RefSeq lists its product as uncharacterized. The record is from RefSeq and is a predicted model, not a curated record. NCBI's taxonomy places the organism in Eukaryota, Metazoa, Arthropoda, Insecta, Hymenoptera, Formicidae. Bases 1 to 654 code for a protein of 217 amino acids. The transcript has 2 exons. Gene Ontology annotation, molecular function: catalytic activity.